AGACAAGUCAUAAGACAAAUUCGAAAUUCAACAGCAACAGAUUAUGGAGGGUAGAUGGUGGACCUGGUGACUGGGACUGGAAAAGGAUUUUUUCCUCUGGAAUCAGACAUAACAGAGAUGGCACAAACAGAAGUACAUCGCAAGAAAAGGCAAGUGGCUAUCCUCAUUAUAUGGAUGAUUUUGUGGGAAGUGGGUUCAGAAUCGAUUCAAUAUUCUGUACUGGAGGAGACAGAAAGUGGCACGUUUGUGGCCAAUUUGACAAAGGACCUGGGACUCAGGAGAGGAGAGCUGGCUGCGCGGAGUGCUCAGGUCGUUUUCAAGGGGAACAGGCAGCAUUUGCAGCUUGACCCACACACCUAUGAUUUGCUGCUAAAUGAGAAACUAGACCGGGAAGAGCUGUGUGGCUCCACUGAGCCCUGUGUCCUACCUUUCCAAGUGUUACUGGAAAAUCCCUUGCAGUUUUUUCAGGCUGCUUUAGGAGUUAGAGAUAUAAAUGACCACGCCCCAGAGUUCCCAGCCAGAGAAAUGCUACUAAAAAUAUCAGAAAUUACUACACCAGGAAAGCUGUUUCCUUUGAAAAUGGCACAGGAUUUAGAUGCUGGUAGCAACGGUCUUCAGAGCUACAUAAUCAGCUCCAAUCCUCAUUUUCACGUUCUCACUCGCAAUCGCAGCGAUGGCAGGAAGUUCCCGGAGCUGGUGCUGGACAAAGCCUUGGACCGUGAGGAGCAGCCCGAGCUUGGGCUUACCCUCACAGCGCUGGAUGGUGGGUCUCCACCCCGUUCUGGAACCACCGAGAUUCGGAUUCUGGUCUUGGACAUCAAUGACAACGCCCCUGAGUUUGCUCAGGAGCAAUAUGAGGCGCAAAUCCUUGAAAACAGUUCCCUGGGCUCUCUGAUUAUCACCGUCUCAGCGAGGGAUUUAGAUGCUGGAUCCUUUGGGGAAGUAUCUUACGCCCUAUUUCAGGUAGAUGACAUUAAUCAGCCCUUCGAAAUAAACGCAAUUACAGGAGAAAUUCGACUGAGAAAGGCUUUGGAUUUUGAGGAAUUUCAGUCUUAUCAUGUGGAUAUCGAGGCUACAGAUGGCGGGGGACUAUCAGGAAAAUGCUCUUUAGUCAUCAAGGUUCUGGACGUAAAUGAUAACACUCCUGAAUUGACCAUGUCUUCACUCUUCAAUCCUAUCCCUGAAAACCUGCCAGACAUCAUAGUGGCAGUUUUCAGUGUAUCAGAUGCAGAUUCUGAACAAAAUCAACAGAUUAUUUGCUCUAUAGAUAACAGUCUCCCUUUUCUCCUAAAACCAUCAGUAGAGAAUUUCUACACCUUGGUAACUGAAGGAGAGCUGGACAGAGAAAGCCAAGCCGAGUACAACAUCACCAUCACCGUCACGGACUUGGGGACCCCCAGGCUGAAAACGCAGCACAACAUCACCGUGACGGUGUCCGACGUCAACGACAACGCCCCCGCCUUCAGCCAAACCACCUACACCCUGCGGGUCCGCGAGAACAACAGCCCCGCCCUGCACCUAGGCAGCGUCAGCGCCACAGACGCAGACUCGGGCGCCAACGCCCACGUCACCUACUCGCUGCUGCCGCCCCAGGACCCGCAGCUGCCCCUGGCCUCCCUGGUGUCCAUCAACGCGGACAACGGGCAGCUGUUCGCGCUCAGGUCCCUGGAUUACGAGGCGCUGCAGGCGUUCGAGUUCGGCGUGCGCGCGGCCGACCGCGGCUCGCCCGCGCUCAGCAGCCAGGCGCGCGUGCGCGUGCUGGUGCUGGACGACAACGACAACUCGCCCUUCGUGCUGUACCCGCCGCAGAACGGCUCUGCGCCCUGCACCGAGCUGGUGCCCAGGGCGGCCGAGGCGGGCUACCUGGUGACCAAGGUGGUGGCGGUGGACGGCGACUCGGGCCAGAACGCCUGGCUGUCGUACCAGCUGCUCAGGGCCACGGAGCCCGGGCUGUUCGGCGUGUGGGCGCACAACGGCGAGGUGCGCACGGCCAGGCUGCUGAGCGAGCGCGACGCCGUCAAGCACAGGCUGGUGGUGCUGGUCAAGGACAAUGGCGAGCCGCCGCGCUCGGCCAGCGUCACGCUGCACGUGCUGCUGGUGGACGGCUUCUCGCAGCCCUACCUGCCGCUCCCGGAGGUGGCGGCGGCCGAGGCGCAGGCCGACCCGCUCACCGUCUACUUGGUCAUCGCCUUGGCGUCCGUGUCGUCGCUCUUCCUGUUCUCGGUGCUGGUGUUCGUGGCGGUGCGGCUGUGCAGGCGGAGCCGGGCGGCGUCUGCGGGUCGCUGCCCGGUGCCCGAGGGCCACUUUCCGGGCCACCUGGUGGACGUCAGCGGCACGGGGACGCUGUCCCAGAGCUACCAGUACGAGGUGUGCCUGCGGGGCGGCUCGGGGACCAGUGAGUUCAAGUUCUUGAAGCCAAUUCUUCCGAACUUCCCUCCCCAGGGCAUUGGAAAGGAAAUGGAGGAAAGCCCCAAGGUUCGGGAUAGUUUCCUAUUCAGUUAAGUAUACUAUUAAGCCCUUUUGAAAAUCUGUUUUAAC
Molecule: messenger RNA, 2538 nt
Organism: Hyaena hyaena (striped hyena)
Lineage: Eukaryota; Metazoa; Chordata; Mammalia; Carnivora; Hyaenidae
Product: protocadherin beta-6-like
Exons: 1
Coding region: 55-2502 (815 amino acids)
Biological process (GO): homophilic cell-cell adhesion
Cellular component (GO): plasma membrane
Molecular function (GO): calcium ion binding
Source: RefSeq, a predicted model, not a curated record